UUAAUGAGUUCUUUCGAGGAAAAUGAUGAUCUUUGGUUCCAGAUCUAUUCCAAUUAUCCCGACCAAGAAAAAACUACCCAAUUACAAGAUCAGAGCAAAAUUGAUGUUCCCGAAAAUUUCGGGGAAAGGCAGCCGGUACCGAAUGCUAAUGAUCAUACUUGCUUUAACAAGAAGGUGAUUCACAGAGAGAUGGAAAAGCAAAGAAGGAAAAAAAUGGCCGCCCUUUUCUCCUCGCUCCGAUCUCUUCUCCCUCCUGAACUUGUCAAGGGCAAGCGUUCAGCGGGCGAUCACAUAAACGAGGCAACGAAGUACGUCAAACACCUAGAGAAGAAAAUCAAAGAUUCGGGUGCCAAAAGAGACCAGCUACAAAUUUUGUCUAGUUCAAGUACAACUACUACUUCCUGCAGCCAUGGGAAUGGAAGCUCAAGUAGUUGUUCAGCCAAUUACGUUACAGUGUGCUGCAGGUCUAUGGGACAAGUGGAGGUGAUUUUGAGUACUGGUGGUGGCUUUGAUCCGGCGGGGAAAUUACAGCUAUCAAGUGUUCUGAAACUGUUGCUUGACGAAGGACUUAGUGUUGUUAGCUGUGUUUCUGCAAAAGUAAAUGAAAGGUUACUACACACAAUCCAAUCUCAGGUGAAUAACCCAACUUGUUUCAAUCUAUCAGCCCUGCAACAACAAUUGAGCAAUUUAUUCGAUUCCGCGCCCAAAACCAAUUUAGUACUGUAAGAAUUUUAUAAGCUUGAUGAUGUUUAGCUUUGAACA
Rhododendron vialii is the source of this 762-nucleotide messenger RNA. RefSeq names its product transcription factor bHLH120-like. Gene Ontology annotation, molecular function: protein dimerization activity; DNA-binding transcription factor activity, RNA polymerase II-specific; RNA polymerase II transcription regulatory region sequence-specific DNA binding. Gene Ontology annotation, cellular component: RNA polymerase II transcription regulator complex. The record is from RefSeq and is a predicted model, not a curated record. Lineage: Eukaryota; Viridiplantae; Streptophyta; Magnoliopsida; Ericales; Ericaceae. Gene Ontology annotation, biological process: regulation of transcription by RNA polymerase II. The coding region runs from base 4 to 726 and encodes 240 amino acids. The transcript has 3 exons.